Molecule: messenger RNA, 4941 nt
Organism: Epinephelus moara (kelp grouper)
Lineage: Eukaryota; Metazoa; Chordata; Actinopteri; Perciformes; Serranidae
Gene: snx12
Product: sorting nexin 12
Exons: 5
Coding region: 217-699 (160 amino acids)
Biological process (GO): endocytic recycling; late endosome to Golgi transport
Cellular component (GO): retromer complex; early endosome membrane
Molecular function (GO): phosphatidylinositol-3-phosphate binding
Source: RefSeq, a predicted model, not a curated record
GGAACUGAGUCAACGCAUUUUUCAGAUUCUAGAAGGGGUAGGGCGCAGGGCGGCUGGCCCCCGCAAGAACAGACACACACACAAGUCAGCUACUUCACUGGCUGAACCGAUCAGCUACCGCAAUCAAUUGAUGUCUUCAGACGAGCUUUGAGAUUUCACCGUGCAUUCAGUUGGUUUGAUUCGCCGCUGGUCGUCCAAAAAUCACAACCUGACAAAAUGACAGACUCUUCGGUGGCCGACACUCGCCGGUUGCAUUCCAAGCCCCAGGACCUGACGGAUGCUUACGGCCCCCCCAGCAAUUUUCUGGAAAUAGACGUUUAUGAUCCACAAACUGUUGGAGCUGGACGGCACCGUUACACAAAUUACGAAGUUCGCAUGCGGACAAACCUUCCCAUUUUCAAACUGAAGGAUUCCUGUGUGAGAAGAAGAUACAGUGACUUUGAGUGGUUAAAGAAUGAGCUGGAAAGAGACAGUAAGAUUGUAGUACCAUCUCUGCCGGGCAAAGCCCUCAAGAGACAGUUGCCAUUCCGGACAGAUGAGGGCCUUUUUGAGGAGUCCUUCAUUGAGGAGCGGCGAUCGGGCCUGGAGCAGUUCAUCAACAGAAUUGCAGGUCACCCCUUGGCCCAGAGUGAGCGCUGUCUUCACAUGUUUCUGCAAGAGGAAGUCAUUGACCGUAACUACGUUCCUGGAAAAGUAUGAAUGAAGUAAGUUUGCUUUAUUUGAUCCUGUCUCUAAGAGCUUUGUGGGAAUUGAAGGUGGCUGCAUGGGCACUGUAAAGACCAAAGGCGAUAGUUCACUAAUACUUGUGUAAUACAAUGCCAAUACUUUAUAUAAAUGAUCACAAAGAUCUGACUGCAAUCUGUCACUUUACCUUGUAAAUGUACCACACAUAGUCCGUGGUUGUGACAUGAAACAACCAGUUAUUCCACCAAAAAUGCUGAAGUGAUCACGGCGCGCUGCAAAGGGAAGAGCAUUCUGCAAGCCAGUUUAGAGUUACCUAGAAAAAUGGAUGUAAAAUCUCAUUUGCAGUUGAGAGUUUGUAACUGGUACCAGAGCUGAUUCUCAGAAACUGGCUUGCAGAAGUUCCUCCGUCCACCAGUAUCAGGCCAGUUCCAACACAAACCACUGCUAGUGUUUUGAGUUAUGUGAACUAUUGUUUGCUGGGAAAAAGUACUGUACACCAUCCAUGACAAGAGCUCUCUUUUGAAACAUUUCUCAGACUAAUCCUGGUACAUUGUCAUUAUCAACCGCACUAAUCUUUGGUUGCAUGGCAAACUUGCACGUUUUCUUCGCAAUAUAUGUGUUGUGUAUGUGUGUCAGUGUCGCUGACCGAUUAUUUUACAUGACUCUGAUCACCGUCAUCUUGUUGAGUCUGUUGAUUCAGAUCUUUAUUUCCCUAAAUUCAGUUUCUCCAGACAUUUUUUGACAAACAAAGCAAAUCUGCCACCAAGUAAAUAUUGGUAUAUGUGCAUUUUUAUGUUCAAGUUACACCUGUUUCUUGUACCAACAACAGUUCAUCAGACACAGUGUAUGUCUCAUGAACUAAAUCAAUUCAGUGCCCAUACAUGUAGCAUUGCAUUCCACUCAAUACAUGUUGGUCACAUGGGAGUCUUGAACCAUAAUGGCAAAAAAAGAAAACACUGCACUGCAUGAUGCUUAUUGGUGAAGUCUAAGCUCAGCUCUGACACCCUGUCAUGAAAACUGCAUGCAGUCCCGUGUAAUGUACCAUGUUUAGCUUGUAUUGGAGCUGCGAUAAUUUCUUUUACCUGCCUGCCUGAUUUAAUAAGAGGCGGUUACGUUUCAGUCUAGAGUGUUGUCAAUUUAAAUACAUUAACAGAGGCAAAUAUCUGUUGAAGAAAAUGGUUGAUGAUGAUUAAUACAGGUUUGAGUAAUCACCUGACUUAGCUGACUUUCAAAAUGGGUACACCAGCAAAGAACAGGAGUCAGCAAGAGUUAAUAACACUUGCACGAUAAUGUGUGGUACUUUUAAAUGAGUCUAACAAAAUAUGCUUAUUUAAAAUAACUUUAGAGACCACAGUGUUGCAUUUCUGACUGUAUGUAAACUGUAAUGCCCAAGCAACUGCCUCCUUCAACAAAAAAAAAAAAUAUGACAGCAAUAAAAGCAGCAUUCACAUGUAUCCACCUUAUUCCUAGCCCCCAUGAUACCUUGCGUGAAUUAUGUGUGCAACUUCCGGCGUUAACCGAAACCAGCGAUUUCCAGUGGUAACAGUUUGUUUACAGUACUCUAUUCUUUCCAAGAGCAACUAGGAAAUAAAACGUGGAACACACCACCUGUUAUAGCUCAAACGGGAUUAUGUGAUCAUACCUCUGCCAUCUCUGACAGCCAAUCUCAAAGCAACCGAGCAUGCUAGCAAUUAGCUCGCCUUGCUCGGUUAAAAUAUUGUUAACUUUAACUUCACCCGAGCUAGCUUAAGGUAAACAUAUGCUCCCUCUGAAGAUGGUGUCUGAUUUCUGGUGACAUAUUAAGAGAUACUAACACAUUUGGCAAACAUAUAACAUAAUUCAAUAUUAACUGUGGCUCCAUGUAAAGUGAAUAAAUGAGACGUUUCCCAGCUAAUCAUCUGCUCGUCUGCGUUAACGACACAGUUUACACGUUGUUUUUUUAACUUCUGAUUCAUUAAAAACUGUUCUGAGCGAAACAUGAUGCUGAAUUUAGCAGCAGACUUCAGUAAUAGUAUUAUAUACCUUCUUUUACCUUGUAAAAGAAGGUAUGUUGCGGAGUUUAUUUUACAACAAGCAAUUUUCUAAUGUAGGUUGAGAAUGAAGUCAGACGGGGAAAGACAGGGAUAUCCCGUACUGACGGUGAGUGACGGACCUGUCAGUCUAGGUGUCCUCUGCAAAUUCUGAUUUAAUACUUUUUCGCUAUGUCUCGUGAAACUCUUGUGCUUUUAUUUUUCAUAUCAAUGGUACCUUUGGCAACAGGAACCCUUUUUGUUCUGGUUACAUGUUCAACACAGUUGCUGAAGACAAAAAUUUAGCUUAGACUGGUUGUUACAGACACGGACAGUGCAACAGGUACCACAGCUCUGCAAAGACAUUUUAGGAAAUGCUAAGUUAAUAUUAGUUAAAUAUUUGUUAAAAAAUAAAUCUGUAUUUGCUAAACUGAAGGCAGAUUACUUCUGAAAAGAACCAGCGUUGGUAGACUCACAAGUCAGUCUUAAGAAGCUUUGCUUAACUAAAGACUGAUGACUUUCUCCCUGAUUUUGUGUUUAGAUGGGCGGAUACAAUUUCAGAGUUUAAAAAACUCCCUACGUUGCAGAACCAAUAGUAAAUCCGCAGGGCGGUCCUUUGGUGGCUCGCUGAACUCUUGUGCUCGUAAACAUAGUCCGACUAGAAACACGCGCAGCCAUACAAAAUGACUCAAGUCGCUGUAAGUCCUUCAUUUCCACAAUCUUGUGGACUGAGCACACGUUUGAUAAAACGGAGUUAAAUCUCUCGGCAUCCAUUUUCAAGCUCUCUGUGUGUUUGUUUCCUUGCGGACGAGAAAAGGGGGAGCGCACAUUUCCGGGAGGGCGUGUCCUUUUCAAAAAUGCAAGAGGCGUUGCUUUGUUGCCGGCCGUUUUCGCCGGUGUGUUAAACACACUUUAGAAAGGAGUGUCCCCAGACUAUCAGAAGGCAGAGAUCUCUGAUUGUCUGGUGGCGAGACUACAGCGUUGGUAGUUAGCCACCAAGAGUAGCCACUGGGACAAACCACAGACAGUCCAUGGGGCUAAUUAGCUUACUGCUACGUCCGCUAUCUCACUGGAAGUCGCAGCCAUAAUCACUUCUGCAGUAGUUCCCUCAGGAGUAAGGUGGAUAGAAAGUCUGCAAAUGUAUAAAACAAGAAUUUGAUUAUUUGAAAAGUUGAUCAGCUUGUCAGAAACUAUGAAAAGAGAUGGAUAUUAGGGCUGUUGUACAGUAUGGACCCACAAUCAUUUCUCAUGUGAUACUUUCUGUGAAUAGUAUUAUAAUAUUGUGCCAUUACAUUUAGUCAGUAGACUCUGAGAUUCACAGCAUUGACCAAAACUUACAGCGUGAACAUGUCUGUAUAUUAUUUCUCAUGUCUGUCUCUUUCUCUCUCUCUCACUGCAAAGACUAUACAGACUGCUGCACCUGCCCCAUGUACAUUUAUUUCGACUUCACGUCAUUAUAGAGCUGGUGGAAAUGUCAGAACUGAUAAGUAUCAACGGUGUAGGAAAAACAACUAUUGCUCCUGGACUAAACUAAGCGAUCCAAUGUAUAAAUUGUUUGAUGUUGUGUCUUUAUUCAGUCAUUCCACAUACAGUAUGUACAUUAUUUUUGAUUCAGUAAUCAGUGAGAAAAAGAAAACAUGUUCCAUGUAUCCUAUUGUCAUAGCUAGACUUUUUUUAUUUUAUUACGAUGAUUAUUAUGUUUUCUGAAUGUCUUUUAAAUUGAUUUGAUCCAGUUUAAGAUGAGGGUAAUUUCCUGCUUUGAUUAAUGUCUUCUUUUGCUAGCGGAGAUGGGAUUUUGAUGAUAACCUCCCAAAGUCGAGCAACAUGUAGCAUCAUGAAAAAGACAGAUUCAUUCCAGUCGACAUAUUUUCCCCCUGAGUUCAAUGCUCCGAACAUGCUCUUUAGACAGGAUUGUUUCAUGAUUAAUUGUUUUUAACUCUGCUGUCUUAGUUACAUCAUCAUGCCUACACUUUGGCUGUGUGUCGUCAAAUCAGCUAUCGGGAAUGUUAGGUACAUAACCAUAUCUAAGCACUGUGACAAGAGGUUCAUUAUAUGAACAAUAUUCCAUUGGUUAAAGGCAUAAUCAGCAUCUGGUUUAUUGAUCUGAAAAAGGCUUAAUUCUGCGCUCAUUUUCAGCCAGUUUAUCCUUUCUAUCAAUAUUAUUGUGAGGUGUAUUAAUACAUGUUAUCAUCCACGAGGAACUUCCUUGUUAAUUCUGUCCACCAAUUAAAUUUCCUGCUGCCUGCUG